Cynoglossus semilaevis (tongue sole) is the source of this 3286-nucleotide messenger RNA. Its product is annotated as anoctamin-3-like. Gene Ontology annotation, biological process: chloride transmembrane transport. Gene Ontology annotation, cellular component: plasma membrane. Gene Ontology annotation, molecular function: chloride channel activity; protein dimerization activity. The record is from RefSeq and is a predicted model, not a curated record. The transcript has 7 exons. Bases 2416 to 3240 code for a protein of 274 amino acids. NCBI's taxonomy places the organism in Eukaryota, Metazoa, Chordata, Actinopteri, Pleuronectiformes, Cynoglossidae.
UGACACCUGUUUUUCAGUCUAAAUAUUAUGCCCGCUCCUGAUUCUGUCCUUCCACUGAAAUCUCUGUGCUGUGGCUGCGGUAUAUCAGAUUGACUUUACAUCACUCUAAUGACUUGCUGGGAUGACCACACUCUGAUGGGGGAAAUGAAAACAUCCAAGGUUCACUUUGAACUUUUAGAACAGCAUCAUCAGCAGAAACCCUGUGCUGCCAAGCAUGAGUGCAAGCCAUCAGCAGUAAUUUCUGUUGAAUGCCUCCAUGUUAUACUGUAUGUCAUUGUCAUUCACAAUUUUCCAUCAUGUAAAUCAAACACAGAGAUUUUGAAAAUAGGGAACCCAGAGCUUUGUUUUACUGUAAUAUAAAAAAGGUUUUUCUUCAUUUUGGGAAAAGGAUCAGAUAGAUAUUUCCAAGGUUAAAAGACGCUGGAAAAGCUUUGUUACUUUGACUAGGUUUGAGUUCAUGUUUGUUUGAAAAUUGAUUGUUUGCUCUGGCUCGGGUUUGAAAAACCUAAUCAGUUGAAACAACUCAGCACUUGACAAAGGCACAGUGAUAACACUUAGCUGUUGAGGAAGAGUGAGAGAUAGGUCUUAACAUGUUAAAAGUAUUAUAGUAAAGCACUUUUUAAAACCAUAACAUAGCUUAGAACUUUUUGAUUUAUCCUUGUUCUGUUUAACCGGCAAGACAAAUGUGACGUGGUAGAUGGUCACUUAUAACUGCAGACCUAUUAAUCAGUAUAAUAUCCUGCUCUCAAGUACUCCACGGUAGUACAUAUACAUGCAUACCCUUACGUAAAUAAUGCAAAACUUUUUUAUUUAUACAGUCUGCAGUGCAGCAUUUAACCACCCGGUGGCAGUAGUUAGCUUACCUUAAACCUCUCUCCAUCUGCAUCGCAGUCAUCUGACCUAGAUGUCUAAACUAACAGAAAUGGAAGAAGAUAAACCGGCAGUAGCAGUGAUUGAGUAAACCUGUGGUGACGGAGUUAUUAAUAAGACGGUUUUAUCAUGUGAAUUGACCUACUUGGUCACUGACAUUUUAUGAACAUUAAUGAACAAAGACCUGCCACUGUGAUCGGGUAAUAUGUGAAGAGAAUGACGGUGGGAGGCUGUCUGCAGCCUGAGGGACCAGUGAUGAUGAUGAUGAUGAUGAGGAGGAUGAAGGUGUAUCAGUGGUCAGUGUCAGACCCUACCUGACUGAAUGUCAGCUCACAGAAAGACAAUGUGGACACAGACCAAAGUGCGGUGCUGUGAUCUUGAUUGAACGUCUGCUGGCUCACAGCUAAAUGUGGCUGACAUUGAGGUAGGACCACUGACCUUGCAGCUAGAACCAGUGGUUUCUCUGGCAGUGGUUUUCUGUUAAACGCCUCGGCUAAAGUGAUCCAGAGUCACUAGUCACAAAUAAUUGUAAGAGUUGUUGUUUUUUGUUGUCUCAUGUCUAAAGUAUUAUCCUGGCCGUUGCCAAGUCAGGAUAAAUUCCAGCAGAAGAAAUAUACCCCUGUACUUAAUACUAGUUCAAACUCAUUGAGUUUACUGCAGUCAUUUAACCUAUCACUAUGUUCAUUUUUUUACGACAUUUAAUAUUUGCUCAAACGGGGGAAUCCCUGCUGCUGCAUCAGCAGUUUGUCUGUUCAGCUGACCUGUGGGCUCUGUAGUAGGAAGUUACAGUAUUGAUUGUGUGGAGAUUUUCUACCUACAAAAGAACACAGUUCUCUGCAUAAAAACAUCAACAUUUUAUAUUUUAUUAUUUCAAAAAUUUAAGUGAAGAUGUGACCUCACUGCACUGUAGUCUUCUUUGAUCUUUUGUUUUUUGCAAUGGAGAUGCAAAUACAGAUUACCAUGGGAACACAUACAAUGAAGUUAUUUUGCAUUGAGUUUAUCAUUUAAUUAUUUAUUGUUAUAUAUGUAUUUAUUAUUUACAUGUGGACUUGUUUACAGAGUGAUCUUGUAAAAUCUCCUAUAAAACUUGUUUAUUGUCUUAAUAUUAUUAUUGUUCAAUGAAAUCCCAUCAAACUUUCCCUUCAAUGAAACUAUUAUUAAGGGUGUCCUCAUUUAAAACGAUUGAUGAACAAAUCAAUAUCCUCCAUGUCCUUGUCGGUCCAUUGAGAUCUGCUGUCUCUGGUAAUGGCUUAUUUGGAGCCAGUAAAUCAGGACGCUAGGGGGCGUGCCCAUGUCAGGACCGCCCCUACUGUCCAUCACCAUGACAACGACCGCGGACGUGAGGAUGGAGGCAGGCGCAGGGGGCGACACUCAGAGCAGAGACAGGUGUUGCUGUGGAAUGCACGUCGGCCGUGACAUGUUGUGGCAGAGAGGAGGCUGAGAGAACAGCAACACUGCUCCGACACACUUUCACGUGUGUGUGUCGCAUUUGUGUUUGUGCAAACACGGGAUUUAGGCGCAGCUGGAAACCGAGCAACCGUCGCAAUGGUGCACCACUCGGGCUCCAUCCAGUCCUUCAAGCAGCAGAAAGGUAUGCACACCAGCAUCAGCGAGAUCCUGAAGGAGAAGAGCCUGAAGCCGUCUCGCCGCAGCCUUCCAUGCCUUGCCCAGAGUCAGACUCAUCCAAUCAACCUCAACCACUUCCUGUCAGUGCCUCUGAGCCCGGAGUCUAAAACAGAAGUGGAAGGUUUGAGUCAGGCCAUCAGCACCUCCUGCAGCCUGCUCUCCCCACAGACAGCCGACGAUGUCAAGGAUCACUACACGGAGGAGUCGGAGGUGACUACGUGUGAAACCAGAGCUGACGAGUCGUCCCCGCUACAGAAGCCCGUCACCCGUUCACACCUAGAGGCCCGCACUUACUCCCUCAAGGUAAAGAACCCCACUGAUACCUCCGGGCUAUUCUUCCGAGACGGGAAGAAACGAAUCGACUACAUCCUGGUUUACAAGAAGUCCAGUCCUCAGGUGGAGAAAAGAUGUACAUUUGAGAAGAAUUUACGUGCAGAAGGUCUGAUGCUGGAGAAAGAGCCAUCUCUGACUAACAGUGACAUCAUGUUUGUGAAAAUUAAUGCCCCGUGGGAUACGCUCUGCAAAUAUGCAGAGCAGAUGAACAUACGCAUGCCUUUCAGGAAAAAGUGUUACUUCACAGACUGGAAGAGUAAAACCCUUGGCAGCAAACUUCAUCUGAGAUGUCGUCAAAUAAAAAGCUGGCUUCCCAGAAAUCCCAUGAAGCUAGACAAACAGGCCUUGCCUGACCUAGAGGAAUCGGACUGCUACACAGCUCCCUUCAGCCGGGCACGCAUGCAUCAGUAAGUAGGACAUGCACACGUUCAGUCAUACUGUACGUGAACUAACACUC